AUGAGUCAUAGAAAAUACGAAGCACCAAGACACGGUUCUCUUUCAUUUCUCCCAAGAAAGCGAGCAGAGAGAAUAAGGCCACGAAUCCCGUCCUAUCCACAGGAUGAUGCAACAGAAAAGGUACACCUUACAACGUACUUUGCAUACAAGGCAGGAAUGUCGCACGUGCUCCGGGUAGGCGAGAGAGAGGGAAGCAAGCUCAACAAGAGAGAGAUAAUCGACCCAGUCACGAUCAUGGAAACGCCAAAGUGCGUAGUUUUCGGUCUGGUUGGAUACAAGAAGACCCCACAGGGCCUGGAAAACGUCAAAACAGUGCUUGCAGAGCACAUUGACGAGUCGGUCAAGAGAAGGUACUACAAGAGGUACUACAGGUCUAAGAAGACUGCGCUUUCCAGCUACCCGCAGAAGUACAAGAACGGAAAGAUCGAGGAGGAGAUUAAGAUGAUCAGAGAAAACUGCGAUGUUAUCAGAGUGCUCAUCCACAGUCAGGCCCCAAAGAUCAAGAUUCUGAACACAAAGAAGGCCCACAUCAUGGAGUCCCAGCUUAACGGAGGAUCCACCCAGGAGAAGAUCGACUUUGCGCUCAACCACUUUGAAAAGGAAAUCUCCGUCCAGGACUGCUUCUCCCGUGAGGAAAUGAUCGACAUCAUUGGAGUCACAAAAGGAAAGGGUUUCAGAAGUUGCACCAAGAGAUGGGGAACCACAAUUCUGCCCAGAAAGACAAACAAGGGUAUCCGUAAGGUCGCCUGUAUUGGAGCAUGGCACCCCAGCAGAGUCAUGUACUCCGUGCCAAGAGCAGGUCAGACAGGAUUCCACCACAGAGUCAUGCAGAACAAGAGAAUAUACCUGCUCGGAGACGGAAAGGACACAGGCGUCUGCAAGACAGAGUUUGACCUCACAGAGAAGACUAUUAACCCCAUGGGAGGAUUCUGCGGUUACGGUAACGUAAACAACGAGUUUGUAAUGGUUAAGGGAUCCGUGGUCGGACCCAGAAAGAGAGUGCUUGUUCUCAGGAAGGUUGUUGGAAGAAAGUUCAAGGGCGCAAACGCCGAGAACAUCAACAUCAAGUUCAUAGACACGUCGUCUAAGAUCGGAAGCGGUAGGUUCCAGACUUCCGCCGAGAAGGAACAGUUCUUCGGAAAGCUUAAAUCCAAUAUUGCAGCUGAAGCGGAGAUGGACGAAUAA
Molecule: messenger RNA, 1185 nt
Organism: Nematocida major
Lineage: Eukaryota; Fungi; Microsporidia
Product: large subunit ribosomal protein L3e
Exons: 1
Coding region: 1-1185 (394 amino acids)
Biological process (GO): translation; ribosomal large subunit assembly
Cellular component (GO): cytosolic large ribosomal subunit; ribosome
Molecular function (GO): structural constituent of ribosome; RNA binding
Source: RefSeq, a predicted model, not a curated record